This is a messenger RNA of Salvelinus sp. IW2-2015, 1161 nucleotides long. Its product is annotated as stonustoxin subunit beta-like. Gene Ontology annotation, molecular function: protein binding. Lineage: Eukaryota; Metazoa; Chordata; Actinopteri; Salmoniformes; Salmonidae. The record is from RefSeq and is a predicted model, not a curated record.
GCUGGACUGGGGAAUCCCCACUGUCAACUGGAGACUCUGAGGCUGCCAUUCUGUAGAGUCACAGAGGAAGGCUGUGAUUCUCUGGCUUCAGCACUACGUCAAACCCCUCCCACCUGAGAGAGCUGGACCUGAGCUACAAUCACCCAGGAGACUCAGGAGUGAAGAUGCUCUCUGCUUAGUGGAAGAUCCAGCCUGUAGACUGAAAAUCAAUAUGGACCACAACGAAGAGUGCUGGGUGAAUCUGGAGCUGCUGAAGAAGUAUGCCUGUGAUCUCACACUGGACCCAAACACAGCAAACAGACACCUCUCUCUGUCUGAAGGAAACAGAGUGGUGAGAUAUGAGAUUGAGGAGCAACCAUAUCCUGAUCACCCGGAGAGAUUUUAUGGCGCUUUUCAGGUUCUUUGUAGAGAGGGUCUGACUGAGCGCCAUUACUGGGAAACGGAGUCAAGUAGUGACGUUGUUCUCGGAGUGACGUACAAAGGAAUCAAAAGAGGAGGCGACAUCAGUGAUGACUUUAUCAUUGGACACAAUGACAAGUCYUGGUGUAUGGAGGACAAAACACAUUUUCGUCAUAAUGGCGCAGAUAUUAAAUUCCCCCCCUUUAGGGACCCCUCCAGGCAUAGAAUAGGAGUGUAUCUGGACUGGCUGGCUGGCACUCUGUCCUUCUACACGGUCUCCUCUGACACACUGACCCACCUGUACACAUUCCAUACCACAUUCACUGAGCCCCUCUAUCCAGCUUUUGGACUAGCCGGCUGUAACCCUUGCUCAGUGUCCUUGUGCCAGGUAGAGUAGCCUUUUGGUCCUGGAGGAACACCUGGGUCUCCAUGACAACAGUYACACACACCAUCCUGUUCUAACACAACCGUGUGACUAGCAUUGACAGUGGUCAUGACUUCAGAUAUGGACAUUAAUAAAUCACAGUUGUGGGGAGAUGAUUAUAUUKUAUUCCUGUGACUGUACAUCCAUGCUCUGUUCUGUAAAACGCCUUUGACAUUGAAUACGAGAUAUUUUAUUGUUAAGUGUGAUCAAAACAUUUGUAAAUAUUACUGGUUUGUUAAAUGUGUUGCAUCAUACAGGAAACAUAACACACCUGUCUCUGUCUGUGUACAGUAGGCCAGAGUUUCUCAAGAGAAAUAAAGCUUUGGUUAAGACACUCA